AUGCACCAGUCUUUCUACGCCUAUAAUCUCACACGGCCGUACCCCUACAGGUGGUUCACGCCGGUCCUCAUCAUCGGGGGUAUUAUUUUCACGACCCUUUUUUCAUUGCUCAACGUGGCCACCAAUGGCUACGAACUUACCGCCAAAUCGACCUCGGAUCCCAAUUCCACCCUAGUUGAGAGAGACUGGCUCAGCUCCGUACCGUCCUUCCUCAGAGGAGUGCGCUCACAGUGUGACAGCACCAUCAUACCACUACAGAGCCUACUAAAAACAAACAACUCGGCCUUGCCGUACACAGUCGACAGAGUGUGGAGAAGAACGGAAGGGGGCGGGAAAGAGACUCUGGGAUCCUUGGUGUAUCAUAACCAGCCGCUGCAAGAGUGCCGGGUCAUUUUUGUCGAGACCAACAUCGAGGUCCAAACUCGCUCGGCAUCACAGCUAGCCAGAAUACCUGUCGGAGGAGCGGUGGAAACUAGGGUAGAGUGCUUCUUCGAGAGUGAAGAUGGCCGAACCUUCCUCCAGCUCUCGUCCGUCUACGACCCUAUUCCAACCUCGAACAGCUCAGUGCAGUACUUCCUGUAUAGCAGCCCGACCAAGCAAGCCAACCUAUACUGGGGGUCGUGGUUGAUGCGUAUCUACUGGGCAGACGUUAUGCGAAACUUUGCCAAGAAGAACAGCGACGAGAAGAACAGAUGGAUCAGCGCCAACCUCCAAGUCAAGUAUUCGUCAACCAGGCCCGAGAUCACGGACGACGAUAUGAAGAACCCCGACUUUUCUACCAACGGCAAUAACAACAUCACGGCUCUGAGCAGCGGCAGCGCAGGGGCGCUGGAGAUGCCGGACUUUUGGUCCUCGUACAAUGUCCUAUCCAAGGCCAUGUACUACACCACGCUGGCCGACCUCGGCCGCGACGACAAGUCCGUCCCAAACCUGCUCAGCCGCCGCGCGCUGGUCGAGGAGCUGAGCCGGGACCUGAACAAGACCCGGCAGGGCCUGGCUCCCGCGUGGCAAUGGGGCAUCGGCCCCGAGUUCCCGAGCAGCAAGGCCUUCUCCGCCGCGGACUACUCCGACGCCGACAUGCAGGUGACGCCGUCGGUCCUGGCCUCGACCUAUCUCUGCAAGGUGCGCAGGCUCAAGGACCCGGCGAGGCUCGUCAUGGCCGUGCUCGUGUCCAACCUCGUGUUUCUGAGUGCCCUGUGGGCGGCUUACAUCUGGAUCGUCGAUGUGUUCCUGCUGGGCAGGGCUACCGUCCUGGAGCUGGAUCCUCGCCCGGCGCAGGGCAACGGGCGGGCGUCUCCCGCUUCCAUGUACGAGACGGAGAUGACGCCACUGAAACCCGAGUUUCAGAAAGGUGUCUCGGGUGGCAGUGCUUCGGUGGACGACUUUGGGAGGAUUACGAGGUAG
This is a messenger RNA of Clonostachys solani, 1404 nucleotides long. NCBI's taxonomy places the organism in Eukaryota, Fungi, Ascomycota, Sordariomycetes, Hypocreales, Bionectriaceae. The record is from the annotation of a GenBank genome assembly.